Messenger RNA from Solanum lycopersicum (tomato), 1439 nucleotides. RefSeq names its product probable E3 ubiquitin-protein ligase LOG2. Gene Ontology annotation, molecular function: ubiquitin protein ligase activity. Gene Ontology annotation, biological process: protein ubiquitination. The record is from RefSeq and is a predicted model, not a curated record. NCBI's taxonomy places the organism in Eukaryota, Viridiplantae, Streptophyta, Magnoliopsida, Solanales, Solanaceae.
GGAACUUUUUAACUUACCUUUUUCAACUCUAUACUGUAAAAUGUAAAUAUUUCUGUAGCUGUACAAUGAACAUUCAUUCAUCCUCAAUUUCAUCUUCCUUGUCUUCUCAAUUCACUAAUUCAGUAAAUUCUCUUUGAGUUUCUGUUGAUUUCUUCUUUGUUGUGUAAAAAAAGGAAGCAAAGGGUGUCUAAAACUCUACAAAUCUGUUCUCUUUCAUGGUGUGAUCAGAGGUAAAAUUAAGCUUCUGUAAUCCGAAUUAGAGUUUCUACUUUCAAAUUUUGAGAUGGGAAAUGCUGGAAGCAGGGGUGUGAAUGGACCGAGACGACGCAACAGCCGGAGGAGCCACCCACCACCGCCGCCGCCGCCACCUCAACCGGAGAUACGUGCGAACGGGUAUGUGUUUGCGGCAACACCGUAUCUUUCUCGAUUCCCACAUGGGCCGUCGUAUUAUCAGUACCCGGGGUACUAUUCGACGCCACCGCCGCCGCCGCGGCCACGGGCAAUGGCAGCACCAUAUGUGUUGCAUCAAAAAGCAGUGACUAUACGUAAUGAUGUUAAUCUGAAGAAGGAAACUCUGAAAAUUGAGCCUGAUGAGAAGAAUCCGGGGAAGUACCUUGUUGCUUUUACUUUCGACGCCACCGUUUCUGGAAGCUUGACUGUCAUUUUCUUUGGAAAAGAAGGUGAAGAUUGUUUGUUGACACCUAUGAAAGAAAGCUUACUUCUACCUAUAACUGUUGAAUUUCAACAAGGUUUAUCUCAGAAGUUUAGGCAACCCUCAGGAACUGGCAUUGAUCUUUCGAUUUUUGAUGAAGCAGAAUCCUCCAUAUAUGCUGAUGCAGAUGUAUAUCCAUUAGCGGUGAAACUAGAGGCAAUCCCAGGUAAGGAAAGUGUACCGGAGGAUGAGAAUGCAGUAUCCGGGUCCACAAAUUCCCAGCUUACUCUAGCAGUUUUUGAAAAGGAUAAAGGUGAAUACAAUGUUAGGGUGGUGAAGCAAAUACUUUGGGUCAAUGGCAUGAGAUAUGAAUUACAAGAGAUUUAUGGGAUUGGUGAUUCAAUUGAUAAUGAGUUUGACGGAAAUGAUCCUGGGAAAGAAUGUGUGAUAUGCCUUGCUGAACCUCGGGACACAACUGUACUUCCAUGUCGACACAUGUGCAUGUGCAGUGGUUGUGCAAAAGUCUUGAGGAUCCAGACAAAUAGGUGUCCUAUAUGUCGGCAGCCAGUUGAGCGACUUCUGGAGAUCUAAGUCAGCGAAGGUGCUGAACAGUAAAUAUAGGAACAGUUGCGACUACACUCUUGUAUAUACAUCUUUCUGUUUUCACUGUAAUCCUCUCAUUUAAGUAUGUCAAUGUUCCCAUCUAUGUCAUAUGGGAAAAGUCUGUGAAGUCUUUAUACAGUGGUGCUUGUCUCUGUUCCAAAGAUAUCCAAGUUUAGUUUAUACA